This is a messenger RNA of Dicrocoelium dendriticum, 679 nucleotides long. NCBI's taxonomy places the organism in Eukaryota, Metazoa, Platyhelminthes, Trematoda, Plagiorchiida, Dicrocoeliidae. The record is from the annotation of a GenBank genome assembly.
GGAGCGCUUGCGACAUUUCAGUGAUAAACUGGCCCUCAUGGGAUUGUCCAUCAACCAGAUGAAGUCAACCUCCGUCAACAUUGUAGCGGACCGUUCAAGAAAACUAACGAUACUGGACACCGCCCCUUUAGACUGUGGAGAUUGCAUUAUUCCUUCCUUGCAACCAGAAGAGAAAUUCACGAUGUUAGGCUUGCCUUUCAGUUGGAAAGGUAAACUCCCGCCAGCUUCCGCAGGCGAGUUACGUGCUCAACUGGAAGAAAUUACAAAAGCGCCCUUAAAACCCUACCAGCGCUUGGAGCUUCUGAAGACGUUCCUGCUUCCAAGGCAUCUUCAUAAACUCUGCUUGGCCGUUGUCCACAAACAGACGCUAAAACGCAUGGACAGGCUUGUUCGAGCACAUGUGAGAAAAUGGCUCCGGUUGCCCACUGACACAAAUCUGGCUUAUUUCCACGCCUCAAUCGGGGACUUUGGUAUCGGUAUACCCUGCUUAUCCGCCACUAUUCCACUGUUACGGAAGGACCGAUUAGAACGACAUCUUAAUAAUGCACACCCAAUUACUAGCUGGGCCAUCCGAGAUCCCGCAGCUGGCUCCAUUCAUCGACUGGCGCGCUCCAAUGUUACCAUCGGCAACCGAGUGGUGAUGGAUAAAGUAUCAACCGCGGAGGCAUGGAAAGACGCG